GAAAUUACAUUGAACCAGCUGUGUUAGCUGCUACAAACCCCAUCUGUGGAGUCUAGAUCCACCUCUUACCAAAGCUUCUUACUACGGCGAUUGGCGGUAUAAUUGAGGUAAAAUUUGUGCAGAAGAAAGCGAACAGUGGAGAUCGGGCGUUUCAAGACUACCAUUGGGGCGUUUCGAUUGUCACAUGUGGAGGGCACAUAACAUUAAAUGCCUUAAGUAUAAUUUGAAUGCUGCGAUCGUUUGAUCUAUGCAUUCCUGCUUGGUGCAGCCUAGCAGUCUCUGAAGGACUUUACCAGAUACAGACACAAGUGUGUGUUUGGGUGGGAGAGUGAAGAAUGUCUGCAGCUGAGGAUCCAUUCUAUAUUGUCAAGGAGGAGAUUCAAGAUUCUGUGGACAAGUUGCAAGCUACAUUCAGAAGAUAUGAACAACUUUUGCCAAGAUCAGGUGAGCGGGGACGUCUUGCGAAUGAGUUGCUAGCAGGAUGUGAAAGCAUUGAAUGGCAGGUAGACGAGCUUGAUAGGGCCAUUGCCGUGGCAGAAAAAGAUCCUGUGCGGUUUAGCAUUGAUGAAGUUGAGCUCGAGAAGCGCAGGAGAUGGACAGCGUCAACUCGUAAUCAGAUGGAGAAACUCAGAAAAACUGUGAAAGCAGACAUGGAGAAAUCCCUGGGGCAGAAUUACUCAGCUAAUAUCAGAUCAAAUGGCACCAGGCGAGAACUUUUAAGGUUACCAAAUGAUCACACAGGUGCUAAACCAAAUCAAGCUAUGAAUCCAGAUAAUGAUGAUUUUAUUACAUCAGAAACGGACAGACAAGUACUAUUGAUUAAGGAACAAGAUCAAGAGUUAGAUGAGCUCAGUGCAAGCGUGGAGAGGCUUGGCGGUGUUGGUCUCACGAUACAUGAAGAACUCAUGGGACAGGAAAAGCUUUUGGAGGAACUUGAUCAAGAUAUGGAUAAAACAUCAAAUAGGCUCGACUUUGUUCAAAGGAAGGUAGGUCUUGUGAUGAAGAAAGCAGGAGCGAAGGGACAGAUAAUGAUGAUUGUAUUUUUGGUUAUAUUGUUUAUGGUGUUGGUUCUUCUUGUAUUCUACACCUAGCAUCUCUUAUGGCACUUAUGACAAUAAACUAAUAAUUGUAUUCUGCGAUGUGCAAUAACACAAUGUUUCUAGUGGUGUAGAAAGGGGAUCACUAUAGAAGUCUUAAGCUGUGCAGCUUCUCCUCACAUAUUGGAGCUGUUUAAAAUAUGUUUAUUACACCAUUUCUGAAGUGAAAUAAUGCAUAGAAAAUCUUCAAGCAUUAUCUUAUCCCUUGGAAGCCAUCUAUUUAAUUAUUGGUAUUACCAGAUUUAUAUGUAACUUGUUCUAGCUGCUUCAUGAUUGUGCUUUUUAAAGUUAAUAUCAGUGAUAUUAUUUUGACAAUC
Messenger RNA from Cryptomeria japonica (Japanese cedar), 1414 nucleotides. RefSeq names its product syntaxin-61. Gene Ontology annotation, cellular component: membrane; SNARE complex; endomembrane system. Gene Ontology annotation, biological process: intracellular protein transport; Golgi vesicle transport; vesicle fusion. NCBI's taxonomy places the organism in Eukaryota, Viridiplantae, Streptophyta, Pinopsida, Cupressales, Cupressaceae. Gene Ontology annotation, molecular function: SNARE binding; SNAP receptor activity. The record is from RefSeq and is a predicted model, not a curated record. Bases 336 to 1091 code for a protein of 251 amino acids. The transcript is spliced from 10 exons.